Molecule: messenger RNA, 806 nt
Organism: Aethalodelphis obliquidens (Pacific white-sided dolphin)
Lineage: Eukaryota; Metazoa; Chordata; Mammalia; Artiodactyla; Delphinidae
Product: histone H2B type 1-L-like
Exons: 1
Coding region: 318-698 (126 amino acids)
Cellular component (GO): nucleosome
Molecular function (GO): protein heterodimerization activity; structural constituent of chromatin; DNA binding
Source: RefSeq, a predicted model, not a curated record
UUUAGGUCCGGAUUUAGAGAGAAACAAGGCUCACGAGUAGAUACUUACGGACAAGACAUUAAUUUUUUGCCCUAUUUUGAAAACGAAAGUUAUUUUUUCUGAUGGUGGGGGGGAUGUCUAGUGUUAGUGCCACUUAAACAGCCAAUCAAAAAGCAGAUUUGAAAUCACCUUAUUUGCAUAAAAGGUUUCUACUGGCUGAUUUGACCCAAUCAGGAAUUGAGAUAGAUUAAGCACCUAUUUGCAUAGAAGCCCUACAAAAAUAGGCCAACAUUGUAACAGGUGUUGUCAGUUUUCGUCUGUUUUGAUAACUUUACACCAUGCCUGAGCUGGCCAAAUCUGCUCCUGCUUCCAAGAAGGGAUCUAAGAAGGCGGUGACCAAGGCGCAGAAGAAGGAUGGCAAGAAGCGCAAGCGCAGCCGGAAAGAGAGCUACUCUGUAUACGUGUAUAAGGUGCUGAAGCAGGUCCACCCGGACACCGGUAUCUCGUCUAAGGCUAUGGGCAUCAUGAACUCGUUCGUCAAUGACAUCUUCGAGCGCAUCGCGGGCGAGGCGUCGCGCCUGGCGCAUUACAACAAACGCUCGACCAUCACCUCCAGGGAGAUCCAGACGGCCGUACGUCUGCUGCUGCCUGGGGAGCUGGCCAAGCACGCCGUGUCCGAGGGUACCAAGGCUGUCACCAAGUACACCAGCUCCAAGUAAAUGUUUCCAGGCGCUGUUAAACCCAAAGGCUCUUUUCAGAGCCACUCACACUUUCAAAAGGGGCUCUAAUGCUGCAUACUAUUCGUUUCUAGAGAGAAGUAAGGUCAG